AAAAAAAACAGUGGGAAACAGUUCGUUCUCCAGCGGCACGUUAGACGCCAUAUGCUGCCACACUAUUCUCUGCCCACCUCUAGGACCUCUUCUUCUUUUCUUUUCUUUUCGCCCCGUUUCCGGAGAGGUCGUAUUGGGCAAAUUUUAAUUUUACGCAAUGGGUCGCGUCAUUCGUGCACAGCGUAAGGGAGCUGGUUCCGUGUUCAAGGCGCACGUGAAGAAGCGCAAGGGAGCCGCCAAGCUGCGUUCCCUGGACUUCGCCGAGCGUUCCGGCUACAUUCGCGGAGUUGUCAAGGACAUCAUCCACGAUCCCGGCCGUGGCGCCCCUCUGGCCGUCGUCCACUUCCGCGACCCCUACCGCUACAAGAUCCGCAAGGAGCUGUUCAUCGCCCCCGAGGGCAUGCACACCGGCCAGUUCGUGUACUGCGGUCGCAAGGCCACCCUCCAGAUCGGCAACGUGAUGCCCCUGAGCCAGAUGCCUGAGGGUACCAUCAUCUGCAACCUGGAGGAGAAGACCGGCGAUCGUGGCCGUUUGGCCCGUACCUCUGGCAACUACGCCACCGUGAUUGCCCACAACCAGGAUACCAAGAAGACCCGUGUCAAGCUGCCCUCCGGCGCCAAGAAGGUCGUGCCCUCGGCCAACCGCGCCAUGGUUGGCAUCGUUGCCGGUGGCGGUCGUAUCGACAAGCCCAUCCUGAAGGCCGGUCGUGCCUACCACAAGUACAAGGUGAAGCGCAACAGCUGGCCUAAGGUGCGUGGUGUGGCCAUGAACCCUGUGGAGCAUCCUCACGGUGGUGGUAACCAUCAGCACAUCGGUAAGGCCUCCACCGUCAAGCGAGGCACCUCCGCCGGUCGCAAGGUCGGUCUCAUUGCUGCCCGUCGUACCGGUAGGAUCCGUGGUGGCAAGGGCGACAGCAAGGACAAGUAAGCUCUGGCUGCAGCAGGAUUCCGGCGUGGCGCAGGUUCCGCCUGAGAUCUGGGUAGUAGUCGUACUCUGCUGUGCGGCGCUGUGGGAGAAAAUGCUAUUCUACAUGGAAAAUCUGUAUGUUCUAGGCAUACGCUUGACACGGCGGAAUAAAACUUAUUUGUAAAAAUUA
Drosophila yakuba is the source of this 1097-nucleotide messenger RNA. RefSeq names its product 60S ribosomal protein L8 (gene RpL8). NCBI's taxonomy places the organism in Eukaryota, Metazoa, Arthropoda, Insecta, Diptera, Drosophilidae. The record is from RefSeq and is a predicted model, not a curated record. Gene Ontology annotation, cellular component: cytosolic large ribosomal subunit; ribosome. Gene Ontology annotation, molecular function: structural constituent of ribosome; RNA binding. The transcript is spliced from 3 exons. Gene Ontology annotation, biological process: cytoplasmic translation. Bases 158 to 928 code for a protein of 256 amino acids.